This is a messenger RNA of Manis javanica (Malayan pangolin), 1042 nucleotides long. RefSeq names its product TatD DNase domain containing 3 (gene TATDN3). Gene Ontology annotation, molecular function: hydrolase activity, acting on ester bonds. Lineage: Eukaryota; Metazoa; Chordata; Mammalia; Pholidota; Manidae. The record is from RefSeq and is a predicted model, not a curated record.
CGCAGCCGCAGGGUUCCGGCUGAGACUCAGCGGAGACCGGAGGGCUACAGUGGUUGCGACGAUGGGGACGGAGGGCGGAGGGAUGGUGGACUGUCACUGCCACCUCUCCGCCCCGGACUUUGACGGCGAUUUGGAUGAUGUGUUGGAAAAAGCCCAGAAAGCCAAUGUUAUGGCUCUUGUGGUGGUUGCUGAACAUUCAGGAGAAUUUGGAAAGAUAAUGGAGCUUUCAGAAAGGUAUAAUGGGUUGGUCAUGCCAUGCUUGGGUGUUCAUCCAGUUCAAGGAGUUUCUCCAGAAGGCCAAAGAAGUGUCACAUUAAAAGAUUUGGAUGUAGCAUUGCCCAUUAUUGAGAAUUAUAAGGAUCAACUGUUGGCAGUUGGAGAGGUUGGACUUGAUUUCUCCCCCAGAUUUGCUGGCACUGAUGAACAAAAGGAAGAGCAAAGACAAGUCCUAAUCAGACAGAUCCAAUUAGCCAAAAGACUAAAUUUGCCUUUAAAUGUUCACUCACGCUCAGCUGGAAGACCCACCAUCAGCCUCUUGAAUGAGCAAGGUGCUGACAAAGUGCUGCUGCAUGCAUUCGAUGGUCGGCCAUCUGUAGCCCUGGAAGGAGUAAGAGCUGGCUACUUCUUCUCAAUUCCUCCUUCUGUCAUAAGAAGUGGACAGAAGCAGAAACUUGUGAAACAGUUGCCUUUAACAUCAAUUUGCUUAGAAACAGAUUCACCUGCACUAGGACCAGAAAAACAGGUACGGAAUGAGCCCCGAAACAUUUCCAUUUCAGCAGAAUAUAUUGCCCAGGUGAAAGGGAUCUCAGUGGAAGAAGUUAUAAAAGUGACAACACAGAAUGCAUUCAAACUGUUUCCCAAGCUUCAGCACCUGCUCCAGAAGUAGCUUCAAGGCCGAAUCAACUGCAGGGGGGAGCAUUCGAGAAAAAGAAAUGUUAUGAUUGAGAGUCGAAACUGAAGAAGCCAUUAUGUAGGGAUAUAGAAGAUGGUAGUUUUAAAAAAGUAUUUCUCUUAGAAUUAAAACUGGACUUGGAUCUUGAAA